AUUACGGAAAUUGUCGCAAUCGUUUUGCUUGCUCUUCGAGGACGUAAGUGUUUAUUCGGAUAACAUAUUUUAUUUUAUUUGAAAAGGGAUUACAGUAAGAACGUUAGCAAGUCAACAAGAACAUGCUGAUAUAGCCAACAGUUGGCUAGCUAGCUAGCCAGCGUUAGCUUGGUAGCUAGCUAAUCAAACUAUCUAGCUAGUUGGCUUUACUUAUUUUCUAAACUAACGUUGACUCUCUUUGAUGGCAGCUUGUUAACUAGCUAGCUAACGAACGUUAGUAUAACUCACAUUUAUAAGAUGCUGCAUUGCAGGUCUAACCGUUAGAUUGCUAACCAACUAGUUUGAGCUGGCUAGCUAUCGAAUUUCAUUAAAGCCACAGUCUGUAAAAUGUCGUAUAAUUUCAGCUAGAUAUAAGAAAAUGAUAUCUUAUUUAACCAUCCCUCCCCAGUCUGCUGUGUAGUGUUGCUGCUUGCCAUACUGAAAAUAGGUCAGAAGUCAGCUGGGAGUGGGACAACAAGAGCCUCCACUCAAAUAUGGGAGGCUAGACAGUUGGCAUACAGAUUAGGCAGCAAGGGUUUAAAGCAGAGAUGUUCUCCAUUUGAUUGUUUAGGCUACAGUCUAUCAUCUAUUGUAGCUACCUGUGAUUACACUAUUGUGUUAAUCAGCAUGCUCUUAGUCACCACCCAGAAAACAGGCCGUAGCCAGAUCAAACGAUGUAAUGCCCUGUAUCUUCAUCCUCAGUAUGCCAAAGCAGCAGCUGCAACCAGGGUUGGAAAUGAACACCCGCCAAAUGCGGGUACAUUUUGUCAUUGGCGGGGUAAUAAUGUCUAAACACAGUGCAUUUGGGAAGUUUUUUAAAUCCAAAACCCACAUGUAGAAGUUAGUCGAUUUGACAAGAAAUACUACUAAAGUGUGACUUUGUCCUCGUGUUUCUUGGCCAGUUACAUCGUUUUGUUCACACGUUAGGUUGUUUUUCAGUAUUAGUUUGAGUUUGCUGCAACUGUCUGCUGCUAGGAAGACGUCGCAGUUGGAGAUUUUUUUUCGUCACAGACAAGCGAGUGCUCAAGUUACCACGGUAACGGCCCGUCCCUUAAAGGGGCAGCUAAAAUGUUUCGUCUCACCUAAUGAUUGAGCAUGGAUAACUCCCGUUUAGUCUUGUCUUAUCAUUAAAACACUCAAAUACUUUAAUCGUUCUCCUAGAUUUAUUUGCGUGCUUCUACAGUGCAUUCGGAAAGUAUUCAGACCCCUUGACUUUUUCCCCAUUUUGUUACGUUACAGCCUUAUUCAAAAAUGUAUCAAAUAUUAUUUUUUUGUCAUUAAUCUACACACAAUACCCCAUAAUGACAAAGCGAUAACAGGUUUUUAGAAAUGUUUGCAUAAUUAUUACAAAUAAAAAACAGAAAUACCUUAUUUACAUAAGUAUUCAGACCUUUUGCUAUGAGACUCGAAAUUGAGCUCCGCUGCAUCCUGUUUCCAUUGAUCAUCCUUGAGAUGUUUCUACAACUUGAUUGGAGUCCACCUGUGGUAAAUUUAGUUGAUUGGACAUUAUUUGGCAAGGCACACACCUGUCUAUAUAAGGUCCCACAGUUGACACUGCAUGUCAGAGCAAAAACCAAGCCGUGAGGUCGAAGGAAUUGUCCGUAGAGCUCCGAGACGAGAUUGUGUCAAGGCGCAGAUCUGGGGAAGGGUACCAAAACAUUUCUGCAGCAUUGAAGGUCCCCAAGAACACAGUGGCCUCCAUCAUUCAGAAAUGAUUGAGAUUGAAACCACCAAGACUCUUCCUAGAUCUGCCCGCCUGGACAAACUGAGUAAUCGGGGUAGAAGGGCCUUGGUCAGGGAGGUGACCAAGGCCCUUCUACCCCAAUGGUCACUCUGACAGAGCUCCAGAGUUCCUCUGUGGAGAUAGGAGAACCUUCCAGAAGGACAAUCAUCGCUGCAGCACUCCACUAAUCAGGCUUUUAUGGUAGAGUGGCCAGACGGAAGCCAUUCCUCAGUAAAAGGCACAUGACAGCCCGCUUGGAGUUUGCCAAAAAGGCACCUAAAGACUCAGACCAUCAGAAACAAGAUUCUCUGGUCUGAUGAAACCAAGAUUGAACUCUUUGGCAUGAAUGCCAAGCGUCACGUCUGGAGGAAACCUGGCACCAUCCCUUAAUUGAAGCAUGGUGGUGGCAGCAUCAUGCUGUGGGGAUGUUUUUCAACGGCAGGGACUGGGAGACUAGUCAGGAUAGAGGGAAAGAUGAAUGGAGCAAAGUACAGAGAGAUCCUUGGUGAAAACCUGCUCCAGAGCGCUCAGGACCUCCGACUGGGGCGAAGGUUCACCUUCCAACAGGACAACAACCCUAAGCACACAGCCAAGACAAGGCAGGAGUGGCUUCGGGACAAGUCUCUGAAUGUCCUUGAGUGGCCCAGCCAGAACCCGGACUUGAACCCGAUUGAACAUCUCUGGAGAGACCGGAAAAUAGCUGUGUGGUGACGCCCCCCAUCCAACCUGACAGAGCUUGAGAGGAUCUGCAGAGAAGAAUGGGAGUAAGUCCCCAAAUACAGGUGUGCCAAGCUUGUAGCGUCAUACCCAAGAAGACUUGAGGCUGUAAUCGCUGCCAAAGGUGUUUCAUCAAAGUACUGAGUAAAGGGUCUGAAUACUUAUGUAAAUGUAAUAUUUCAGUAUUGUUAUUUUUUGCAAAAAUUUCUAAAAACCUGUUUUUGCUUUGUCAUUAUGGGGUAUUGUGUGUAGAUUCAUGAAUGGGGGGAAAAACAAUUUAAUCCAUUUUAGAAAAAGGCUGUAACGUAACAAAAUAUGAAAAAAGUCAAGGGGUCUGAAUACAUUCCGAAUGCACUGUAUAUGUUUACAUAGGAGCACAUCAGGUACUCCUUGUAAAAAAAUGUCAGCAUAGAGCCCUGAACUAUAAUAAUACAUAAGUUGUAUCACUCAGCUGUUUGUGGCAGUGCAGGCACUUUGUUCAUUUGUAUAACUAUUUUUACUGUUGGAUCUUUUUUUGUACAAUUUUAUUAGAUUAAAUUUUUUUACAAAACAUCCACUUACAAAUGACAACAGACAGACGCACACAAACAUCCACAACAUAACUCCUGGCCAGAUCCUCGUGCUCACACCCCUAUAUCCAGCGCCUGCAUCAUUCUCUGCCACAUGGCCUCAAACGGCACCAUUUUGUUUCUCUCUAUUGCCCACACACUUUCAACAUUAAGAUAAUAAAGCAUUUGACCUUUCCAUUGUGUUAAAGUGGAAGACUGGUUGAUUUCCAUUCUUUAAGUACAUGUUUUUUCAAUGUGAUUGACAAGAAAAGUAUCGUCCAACCCAUAGCUCACUGCACCCUCAUAUGCCAGGUCUUGAAAUAUGCAGACAGAUGGAUUAAAAGUACAUUUACAUUGUACUAAAUUAUUUAUUUUAAUGUACAUUGGUUAAAAGACACAGGUCACAAAAAUGAAAUGAAAUGAAGCAAUAUAUCCCAUUACUUUUUAUUAGUAAUACAUGUAUUGUUAUAGAAACAAUAGAACGCAUGCUCAUACAUUUUUUUGUAGUGAUUUUUGGUGUAAUUAUGGUGAAAAUAAUAUUUUGGCUGGUAAAAAAAUCUGAGUUCCACAGUGGCUGGUGGACCAAAAGGUUAAUUUCCCACUCUGGCUGCAGUCCCAAGGAUAGUAAUCGCAGAGUUUCUAACCAUACUGUACUGUCUUUGGUUUAAGUACUGUUGUAAUUACCAUGAUACCAUUUCUAAGUAAAUGCCUAGAAAGUUAGGCUUAUGUGUCUGAUUGUGUCUGUCUCCCAAUACAAUGUCUCAUCAAAGCCACUCCAUGUGACCUUUGACAGUCCUGCUGAAUGGGAGAAAUGAGGGCCAUUUGUGAGUGAGGUAAUGGCACUGCUUUUCUGUUUUCUCACUAGUUCUCAAGCUACUGGUUUGAGCCACUAGCAUGAUGAUAUAGCUGUGGUUGUUUACGAUGCAAAAAAUAUGGUAACAAGGCUUGACCUUGAAGUUAUGUUCAUUGCACAGGAAAGGGUAUGUUAAUUUUGCUGCAUUGCUUUUGCAGAUAUGCCAUAAACAGUCCUCUGGCCAGGUUUGCAUUGUGAAAUGGAUUUUCUCCAGGCAGUGACUCACCUACCCUGCUUGUAUUCUGCAGAAACUUGUGUGUCUCAGUGAUGUGCCAUGGGGUAUGACGUCACCAGGUUCCAAGGGGAGGUGGAUGAAGACUUGCUGUGUCCCAUUUGCAGCAUGGUGUUGGAGGAGCCAGUGCAGGUUAGUGCGCUACAUUUCCCUCUUCCCUUCUCAGCCAGACCUAUUGCAAGGAAUUGUUAAUUAAUCCCUUUUAUCAAUUUAAUUAUUAUUUUUAUUACAAAAAAAAUCAAACUUUCCUCUCAGCCAGCCACCUAUUGCUGGGAUAAAGACCUACUGAUUUAAUUCUUAUUUCCCCCUACCGCUUUACCCUUCUCUAUCUCCUCAUUAUUUUCUCUCACAUGUAGGCCCCGCACUGUGAGCAUGCCUUCUGCAAUGCCUGCAUCUCCCAGUGGUUCAACCAGCAGCAGAUCUGUCCUGUGGACCGCAGCGUGGUGACACUGGCUCACCUCCGGCCCGUGCCCCGCAUCAUGCGCAACAUGCUCUCCAAACUCCAGAUCGCUUGUGACAACGCUGGCUUCGGCUGCACAGCCACACUGCGGCUAGAUCAACUGCAGUCUCACCUGAAGGACUGUGAGCACAACCCCAAAAGGCCCAUCAACUGUGAGGAGGGCUGUGGGUGAGUGACCUUAGAGCACAUUACACAGCAGAGUAGACCAGACCGGCCAGAAUGAAAAACAUGGCUAUGACUUUUGAGUUCCUGGGCAUGUCGCACCACCACUGCAGAAUGUGACAGUAUCUAGUCUUGUAGUGGUCUCUAGAGUGAUCUAGUGGCUUUAAUUUCAUAAUGUCACAAUUGCUCUACAGGUUGGAGAUGCCUAAAGAUGAGAUGUGCAACCACAACUGCAUCAAGCACUUACGUGGCGUGGUACAGCAGCAGCACACCAAGAUCUCUGAACUGGAGAAGAAUGCUGCAGAGCACAAGCACCAGCUGGGGGAACAAGUAAGCAGACACACUCACACAAACUGCAUACAAACAUAUGCAAAUGCAUAAUUCAUAAAAAUCCAUUAGUGCUCUGUUCCUCAAAGGUCAGGGAUCUGAUGUGUCUUUCUCUGUUAGAAACGGGACAUCCAGCUGCUAAAAGCCUACAUGAGAGCAAUACGCAGUGCCAACCCCAACAUGCAGAACCUGGAGGAGAGCAUUGAAUACAACGAGAUCCUCGAGUGAGUUUACUCUCCUGUCUCCCUGGCCGUGUCCUUUACGAUAUUUUGACAUAGUUUCAGCAUUUUAUUUCAGCAAGCCUCAUCUAUUUACUGUGUUUUGGAUAUUAUUUGUUUAAAGUAUGAGUGUGUACAAUCACUUAAAUCACCCUAAACUUAAUCAAAUUUAAUAAAGCCCUUUUUACAUCAGCAGUAUUGUCACAAAGUGCUUUAGAGCUAAAAAAAAUCCCUAUUCCCCAUCUCGCCUGUUCAUCUCCUGCCCAACAGAUGGGUCAAUUCUCUCCUACCUGCGCGGGUGACACGCUGGGGCGGGAUGAUCUCCACGCCAGACGCAGUUCUCCAGGCGGUCAUCAAGCGGUCACUCAUCGACAGCGGCUGUCCUCUAUCCAUUGUUAACGACCUGAUUGAGAAUGCCCACGAGCGCAACUGGCCGCAGGGCCUGGCCACGCUGGAGACACGACAGAUGAACCGGCGCUACUACGAGAACUACGUUGCCAAGCGGAUCCCUGGGAAACAGGCAGUGGUGUUGAUGGCCUGUGAGAAUCAACACAUGGGAGAGGACAUGAUCCUAGAGCCUGGCCUGGUCAUGAUCUUUGCCCAUGGGGUGGAGGAGAUCUUAUAA
Molecule: messenger RNA, 5904 nt
Organism: Coregonus sp. 'balchen'
Lineage: Eukaryota; Metazoa; Chordata; Actinopteri; Salmoniformes; Salmonidae
Source: the annotation of a GenBank genome assembly